AUGAAGCCGAUACACGCUCGCUCAUCGACGAUAUUGAACGCGAAAAAGUCGCUUUCUGCGUUCAUGCCUCGAAAGUCCGUCCCGUGGGAUCCAAUUCGCCAAGAAGGGAAUCCGACACGAUCCGAUUCUGUGAACAUGCUCAUCAAGCAAAUCAAGAAGGCAGAAGUCCGAAAAGAAGGAGUUGCGUCAUCUGCCCGACGCCCGCUCGAAUAUAUGGAGUUCCUAUCCCUUCUUUCUACUAUUCGUGAAAGCAACGAGAAGACGGAGACGAUGCGGAUGGUGUGUAGUGUGUUCACUUUGCAAUGGCAUCUUAUUACUCGGAUCGACGACAUGAUGAAGCUGCGAUUCGACAAUUUGGCGCCUAACAUCCAACACUCGGGUACUCUGCAGUGUCAAAUGCGAUGGUCCAAGAAUAUUUCGGAAGAACGCGAUGCACCAGAACAGAUUCUGCUUGGAAGCAUGGAUCCAUCUAUCU
Molecule: messenger RNA, 475 nt
Organism: Plasmopara halstedii
Lineage: Eukaryota; Oomycota; Peronosporomycetes; Peronosporales; Peronosporaceae
Exons: 1
Source: RefSeq, a predicted model, not a curated record